AUAUUGCUCGACUACUUGCAGCUCUGUAUCAUUCAGCACUUUGAUGUGGACUAACAGGCCAAACUAAAGAUGUGGUCUUGUUUGAGAGUCGGAAUUUUGCUCCUUUUUCUCGUGGAUGCUGCGACAGGAGAAAAGCAUAAAGGCUGUUUGCCUAAAAAUGAGCUCCUGAUCCAGGCAAAGAAGUUCCUGCGGCGGACAGGCAGACACACUGAACACAGAGCUAGACGUGCUGUAUCCAACAUGUCCUGCGCUGAUUUCACACACUUGGCCUUCUCUUCUGAUCUGAAGAACCGGUCACUGUCUCCUUGGCAAUCAACAAUUGAGACUGAUCCUGACAUGAUCCCUUCAGUAUAUGAAGUUGCCAAGUGUCUCUGUUCCGGCUGCAUCAUUGACGGCUCUGAAAACACCGACUACAACUCGGUCCCGGUGGAGCAGCGCGUCAUGUUCCUGCAGAAAGUGUCAUGUCCCUCAGAUCCGGAUAAAUAUUCCUUAAAUGUUGUGUAUAAAACUGUCCCGGUCGCCUGCACGUGCGCCGUGCCCAAGCAAUAACCUCUUGUAGAGGCAUCAGCAUAUAACCAAGACAAAAAUGUAGAGACGUGUCUCAUGUAUGGUUGUGUUUGUUUUAAAAUGCAAAACUGUUAUUAUUUGUUUUUGCGUACACAGCACUGCGUGCUGUGCAUAUGUUCCAUAAGCUGCAUUUUCAGCAUGAAUUUACUAUGCAAUCAUAGAUGUAGGUGGGUACGUUGUCGUACAUACACUACUGUAUAUUCAGAUUUUAUUUAUGUGAUAAUUUAUUGACUAUUUAUUUAAAUUAUGUGACUUCUGUUUUGAAGUUUUGUUUUAAAGUUUUAUUUUAUUUUUUAUUUUAUUUUUAUUUGUUUAACUAAUAGGUUGCCAGUAAUAUUUUAUUUAAUAUGUUUUAUAAUACUUUGUUCCUGGGCAUUAUAAUAUAAAAGUUU
This is a messenger RNA of Tachysurus vachellii, 959 nucleotides long. It is a transcript of the gene il17c, whose product is annotated as interleukin 17c. Gene Ontology annotation, cellular component: extracellular region. Gene Ontology annotation, molecular function: cytokine activity. The record is from RefSeq and is a predicted model, not a curated record. NCBI's taxonomy places the organism in Eukaryota, Metazoa, Chordata, Actinopteri, Siluriformes, Bagridae. The coding region runs from base 70 to 549 and encodes 159 amino acids. Gene Ontology annotation, biological process: inflammatory response. The transcript is spliced from 3 exons.